CUCACGCACACCACGACAACAGACGGUGUGCUACCACAGCUGUAGCGGAGCAGUAAUGCAAAACGGACGAGUUGCAACGCUCCGUGGUUUAGCUCUCUCACUCACUUACACAAAACACAACAAUCGAGUUGGUUCACUUUCGUCCGUGCUAAUCAGGCUAAUUUUUACAACCUGACCAACCAUCCAGAUCAUUUCAUUCUCAACAAAACAGGAAUGUGCUCCUGUUGGUGUCUCGUGGUGUCCCGUUUAAAUGGUCUGUGGUGCGUGUUUUAGCAGUAUUCCCAUGUUUUCACCAUCGCUCAGCUGCAUCUACAACAGUCUGUCUCUUCGGGCCACAAAGUCGUUCAGUUUCGCGUGGUGUUGAAACGUUGUCUUUUUUUUUCUAAAGACCGCGGCUAUUUGCUAUGAGGGCUCCAUGGUGCUAACGUGUCAACAAUUGCAAGCUUAACAGAUCCCCCACAGCAAACAUGUUUCCUUUCUCGUGAGUGAUUUACAGUGACGCGACACACACAGCAACCAACCGUAAACUACUUUUUCACACCAAAGUUUUCCCUCUUCAAAGUGUACGCUUUUCUUCGCGAACGUCGUCGGUACGCAAGUGGGAGAAAAAAUAUUUCACGCAACGACGGUUUCUGUGUACCACUGUACUGUAACCACCCGUGUUGUUGACUUACGUACCUAGAUGUUGUGUGUUUACCGUUGAGUGAAUAAAGGCAAAAAGUAGGAUCGAAGCAAUCGCACAGCAAAAGCGUACCAGCAAACCGGUUCUGAAAGGGCGGAAGUGAAGCUAAAUAGAAUCAUUCCUUGGCUUCGUUACGGAAGCGAAAGUGUGUCCGUUUAUUAGUGUUUGUGUAUGGGUGUGCGGUUGUGAUAAACGUGAGGAAGUGGAAAAUUUUGGGCCGGAAGCAAGAAAAACCCUGGGAGAUUUGAUUGUUACAUUAAGGAAACAGUGUAAAUAGAGUAUUCAAACAAGAAUCAAAACACAUCCAAGCUAUCUAUUCUCCACUGUAAGUCCAAGGAACCGAGCAGAUUAACUUCAAAAGCAUGGUGCAAAAGUAUGAUUCUCCCGUCAGGAUUUACAAAUAUCCUUUCGAGCUGGUUGUGGCGGCCUAUGAACGUCGCUUCCCCACCUGUCCACAGAUGCCGAUCGUGCUGGACUGCGAGAUAAUCGAGGACAAUCUGUACGACAAGGGAGCGCGUCGGGAUACGAAGCGACGUUGCAAAAUAGCCGUCGAGGCGCCCUACCUCAUCAAGAAGAUCAUCGGUGUCGAUGUGGUGUUUUUCAUCCAGAAGAACUUCCUCGACAUGAAAACUCGCACGCUAAACAUCGAGGCAACGAACGAAUCGUUCGCCACGCGAGUGGAAAUCUUCGAAAAGUGUCGCUACUAUGCGCACCCGGAAAAUCCCGACUGGACAUGCUUCGACCAGACGGCCACGCUGGAUAUCAAGAACUUUUUCGGCAUCGAACAUUCGAUGGAAAAAAUGGGAAUGAAGCAGUACACCCAGACAACGCUCAAAGGCAAAGAAAUUAUUGAGUAUUUUGUUAACGAGCUCAAGCAGGAAGGUAUCACGCAUGUGGAAAGAUGGGUCGAUGAAGAGAUGGAAAAUUCGACCACUGCCGCAGUUACUAAUGUAACACCACCCGAAAAGCCACCACUGUUGCGCGAUAAUUCCAUUCUAGACGCUGACUAUAUCGCCAAAUAUCUCGGCCAGUUGACACCUUUGCAGGAAUCGAAGCUGAUACAGUUGCGCAAACGCUUCGAACACGGUACGUCCGAACAUCCGGAACCGGACUAUCAGACACUGUUGCGGUUUUUGCGCGCGCGCGAUUUUAGCAUCGAUAAGGCAACGGGAAUGCUGCAGGAAUCAUUGCAAUGGCGCAAGGAGCACCGUAUCGACGACAUUCUUGGCGAGUACAAAACACCGGCCGUGGUGGAAAAGUACUUCCCGGGCGGUUGGCACCACCACGAUAAGGAUGGCCGACCUUUGUACAUUCUUCGGCUCGGUACGAUGGACGUCAAAGGAUUGCUAAAGUCGGUCGGUGAGGAUGAGCUGCUCAAAUUGACGCUGCAUAUUUGCGAGGAAGGGCUGAAGUUGAUGAAGGAAGCGACCAAGCUGUUUGGCAAACCGAUCUGGAACUGGUGCCUGCUGGUCGACCUCGACGGGCUCUCGAUGCGCCAUCUGUGGCGUCCGGGAGUUAAAGCCCUGCUGCGCAUUAUCGAAACGGUCGAGAAAAACUACCCGGAAACAAUGGGGCGUGUGCUAAUUGUGCGGGCACCGCGUGUUUUUCCCGUCCUGUGGACCAUCGUUAGCACCUUCAUCGACGAAAACACACGUUCCAAGUUUCUAUUCUUCGGUGGUCCCGAUUGUAUGCACGCCGAAGAUGGUAUUGAGCAGUACAUCGAUACGGACAAGAUUCCCAGCUUUUUAGGCGGAUCGUGCAAUCCCAGCAUACUGACGGUGGUGGAACCGGUACCGGCUAAACUAUACACCCGCUGCUUUCUGAGCGCGUGUCAUUGUACAUUAAUCCAUGAAGGUGGUUUGGUGCCGAAACAUCUCUACAAAUCGGAAUCGAUCGAAGAAAACAACGGCGCAAUCCAUGCGCACGAUCAUCACGGUCUUUACAAAGCGGUUGAUCUAAAGCCCGGCCAACUGUUCGAGCUGCUCAUACGCAACACGGACCCGAAGAGCGUUCUCACGUGGGACUUUGAGGUGUUGAAAAAUGAUACGCUUUUUGCUGUUUAUCACACCGAAAAGGAACUGGAGCAAAGCGGAAACGAUGACUUUUCCUCGGUGUUUGAUUUGCCCGAUUUGAAGGAAGGAACUAAUUAUAAGAAAAUCGAGCAAAGUGUAAAAUGCCGACCAAAGGAAGGCGUUCAGGGUUCACACGAAAUGGCAUCCACUGGCACGUACGUGCUGCAAUGGAUGUGUCCACCGUCUUGUGACGGUCCUGCUCAACUGAUGUAUUUCCACGAAAUUCUCAGCUCAGCGAACUACAAAGGUUCGAUGACUAGUCUACAGUCGGGAUUCUCCUCAAACAGCUUACAAUCUCGAUGAUGAACGUAUGAGACUGAACGGGGACUGAAUAUGACCUCGUCGCCGGCUGCCACAGUUGCCCAAUCAAAGGCGGGAGAGUGUUCCCACACGUUUAUUAGCAACGCGUCGACAUCGCAUCAGCCUGCCGAUGCACCGUAGCAUAUACGAACCCAAUCCAAUCCAAAACACGAAUCUCUUAUGCAAGCUGCAAACUGCUACGUAAUCUCUUCAAGAAGUCAAAGCUACCGUGCAAAAGCAAUCACACAGGUUUAGUUUCACUACUAAUGUUCGGAAGGUUGUAUACAUGGAAACUGAAAAGCAACAUUCAUUGGAAUCGAAUAUUAAUUACGAAAAUACAAAGUUUGUGCGUGUACAUUAAAAAGGUUAAAGAGAUCUGCAAAAAAGUAUCAUUCAUACACCGGCUAUCGGCACGAUGAAAUGCAACAUAAGAGAGUGAAGCAUAAUCAAUUAAUAGGAUAAUAGAACAAACAAUCACUGAACUGGUGGAAGAAAAAAAAACAACGGAUCUCGGAGUAGAUAUGUAAGAUUGUGUAAAGAUAUGUUUUUGGCGCAAACAAACAGGAAAAACAAGAAUAACUAAACCAACUAUAUACUAAAUGGAUCUUAAAGAUGCUACUUCCCUGCCGUCCUUUCUCAAGUAGGCUGAGCGUGUGUGUCCCUAUGUGAAAAGGACAAUAAAUAGUAGGAAUUUUACUGAACAAUACGUACGGUGGAGGCGCAGCAAUUAUGCAGUGCAGUUGCAACGGACGCGUAUGGUCGCAUCCAGAGUACGUAGCAAAGUAACGAAAUACACACCAUUUACACGCAGGUAUUAAGGAAGAAGCGAUGGAAAACAAGGUAGGUGAGAUUGAAAAAUUGAAUUUUUAAAACCAAACAUUGCACCAGAUAGUAAGAUAUACCUGUAUUGAUAUAAGGCUUAAAAACAAAUACAGCUUCAAUGUGUGCCGUAGUUGAAAAAAGGCUUUCAUAUACAUACAUACAAACGCACAGCAAAACAUAGUACCAAAUCCAUUUGUUUUUGGUUCAUCGUUACGAAAGGAUUCCAGCUAAAGAUGGUUAGAAACUUAGUGUGGGUCAGAAUUUUACGCAGCUUACGGGACAGUGAACAGCAAAACAAAAAACCAAAAUCUGACUUUUUCGUACGGAUUUAUCACGCAACGUUUUCGCGGGAAAAGGAUAUGGAAGGAAAUAGGUUAGGUAGUAACAAUUUUAUUUGAAAACAAAACACAUAUAAUAAUCACCGCCACAUAUUAUCAUCACACACUGUGUGUUACCCAUUUUUAAAGGUAUAAAACAUUCGUAUCAUUGCUGGUUAAUGACGAAGUUGGGUAGAAUAAGCAAAUGGUGAUAUAAGUACGGGCGUAAAUCAUUUCCCCUUUGUAUUGUAGUAAACAGAACCGAGGUUUAGCGAAACCAGAUUUUUAUUUACGAGCUAUGGUUUAACGAUCAUUUUAAUGCGUAAUGUAAUGUUUGCGUUCGAUGUGACUUUUGACUAUUUUUAACUAGAUAUGUAUAUUCCACACAAUCGUGGUGUGAAACAGUUUCAUCAAUACGUCACCGCCGCAAAUGUAUUGCUCGAAGUCUGAUAAAGUAUGAAACUGUACAAGGUAAUAUAUACGUGCGCGGUUAUAAUAAUUUGACUGUAGUUUUGGCUCUGUUUGUGCAAAAAAAAAAUAUUAUAAAUAUUAUAAACUACAAAACAUGAUUAUGCAAUUCAUACGCCUAUACAUUUGAUGGAGACGCCAGGUGAAUCAUGGCUAUAGCAAUUAGUACGAUCGUCGUGUGUGUAAUGAAGCUGUGUUUGUUAGUAGAGGAGCGGAUAGAGUGAAAUACAAUUUUGCCGCAAUUAUGUUAAAAAAGAAAAUAGAAUCCCUGUUUGUCCCCUGUGCAUAGUUUGUUAAUAAAGUAGCGUUUUUUUCUUAAACAAAACAAAAAAAAACAAUGAAAGCAAAAAUUCCAACAACCACAUACGAUUUGCAAGCGUGUGACCUGAUAUGCAACAAAAAAUACAUUUAGAACGCUUUUUCCCGUACAGCAGAGCCAUUGUGUAUGGAAGUGUUUGUUAGAUUUGCAGUUCCCUAUUCGUUCUUUUGGGGAUUUUUGUUUUCCAAAUGCACAUUUAUUGCGUUAAAAAAGGAAUAAUAACAAAAAAAACUCAAAGCCAUGGCUAGUGUAGUGCACUACACGUUUUUUUUUGCAAACGGCGAACAAAGUGAUAGCAAAUUGUCAUCCAACAGUAGUAGCAGCAGCAACAGACAGUAGAAACAGGUGGAAAUAAACGAUGGUACAGAAAAUCAUACAUAUUGGCCCCAUUGUUGAUUGGUGGUGGCAAAUCAAUUUAUAGCUCAGUGCAAAGUAGUGUUAAUGGAAUGAACCGGUUUGUCACACUGUCCGUGUGUUGUGUCUAGUGCGAAUGAUACAAAAAUGCACACAAUACACAAUUUGUGGAAGUAUUUGCAUUGUCGACACACCUUGCAAUAAAUAAAGAUAUGUAAUUAAAAUGCAAAA
This is a messenger RNA of Anopheles funestus (African malaria mosquito), 5565 nucleotides long. RefSeq names its product protein real-time (gene retm). The coding region runs from base 1045 to 3057 and encodes 670 amino acids. Lineage: Eukaryota; Metazoa; Arthropoda; Insecta; Diptera; Culicidae. The record is from RefSeq and is a predicted model, not a curated record. Gene Ontology annotation, cellular component: cytoplasm. The transcript has 9 exons.